CAGCCUCUGACUGCCACCCAGAGCCUGGGGACACUGCCUCUGACUGCCCCCCAGAGCCUGGGGACACUGCCUCUCUGCAGGACCAGAGCCUGGGGACACUGCCUCUCUGCAGGACCAGAGCCCUGGGGACACUGCCUCUCUGCAGGACCAGAGCCCACACAGCCUGCACCAUGUGUAACCGAUUUGUGGGAACCUGGAAACUCAUCUCCAGUGAAAAUUUUGAUGACUAUAUGAAAGAGUUGGGAGUGGGCUUAGCUACCCGGAAACUAGGUGGCCUGUCAAGGCCUGAUGUGAUCAUCAGUAUGAAAGGGGACAUAGUGACCAUCAGAACUGAAAGCACCUUCAAAAACACAACCAUCUCUUUCAAGCUGGGCCAGCAGUUCGAUGAAACAACAGCAGAUGACCGGAAAGUCAAGAGUGUUGUAACCCUGGAGAAAGGGUCAUUGGUGCAAGUGCAGAAGUGGAAUGGCAAAGAGACCACGAUAAAGAGAAGACUUGUUGAUGGGAAGAUGGUGGUGGAAUGUGCCAUGAAAGGGGUUGUCUGCACUAGAGUUUAUGAAAGAGUGUGAAGAAGUUCCCUCUCUGCACUGGACUGGAACUGGCUCUAAAACCUCUGCUCAGUUCAGUGACUAAAGCAUCAUGCACUGUGCUUCUUUAUUUUAUUUCCUUUUAUUGGGAAAAUGACUACACUAUAAUUUGAUAUUUCAGAGCCAUAGUGUAACUAAUCCAAAAUAUUGUGGUGACCCAAUAAAAGCUUCUGAACACAGAAAAUAAAAUGUUUGGCUCCAUGUGAA
This is a messenger RNA of Oenanthe melanoleuca, 794 nucleotides long. RefSeq names its product myelin P2 protein-like. The record is from RefSeq and is a predicted model, not a curated record. Gene Ontology annotation, biological process: fatty acid transport; membrane organization. NCBI's taxonomy places the organism in Eukaryota, Metazoa, Chordata, Aves, Passeriformes, Muscicapidae. Gene Ontology annotation, molecular function: fatty acid binding. The transcript is spliced from 4 exons. Gene Ontology annotation, cellular component: nucleus; myelin sheath; cytosol. Bases 171 to 569 code for a protein of 132 amino acids.